Messenger RNA from Pyrus x bretschneideri (Chinese white pear), 2243 nucleotides. Its product is annotated as PHD finger protein MALE MEIOCYTE DEATH 1. The transcript is spliced from 3 exons. The record is from RefSeq and is a predicted model, not a curated record. The coding region runs from base 53 to 2089 and encodes 678 amino acids. NCBI's taxonomy places the organism in Eukaryota, Viridiplantae, Streptophyta, Magnoliopsida, Rosales, Rosaceae.
UAGAGAGAGAGGGAGAGCUAAAGCUGGAAGCUUGAAACUUGAAGUGAUCACCAUGUCAAUCCCAAUCCUUGAAGCUUGCAGGAAGAAGAAGCGAAGGCCAAAGAUUUUCGGGUUGCAAACAUUCUGCGAUCCCGGUUGCCCGAUCAGUCUGAUUGGUCCGUUUCGCGAUAACGUUCGAGUCUUCCUUCAAGAAUGUGCCGAGCGUGAAGAUUACACUGUGCGGGGAAUGCCGAUUUGGUGCACUCUUCUUGUGCACGACAAUAGAAGCUUGGUUGUCCCUCUUUACACCAUUGAAGAGGACGUCAAGACCUCUGAAGAACCCUUCUGUGACCAAUGCCGAUGCACAGGUUGGAGCAAUCACUUUGUAUCGAAGAGAAAGUACCAUAUGAUAAUCCCAGUGGAGGAUGAGUGGCAUAAGCCUCUGGAUAAUGGUAUCCUCAAUCUUCCUACUCAUCUCUUGCAUGGCUUAAUCCACUGUAAUGGGUUUGCUCACUUGGUCUGCAUCAAUGGACUCGAAGGGGGUUCUAAGCAUCUCUAUGGCAGAGAGAUCAUGGAUCUUUGGGACAGAAUUUGCACUAAUCUUCGAACCAGGAAAAUCUCGGUUGAGGAUGCCUCUAAGAAACGUUCAAUGGAUCUACGCCUUCUUCAUGGUGUUGCUUAUGGACAUUCUUGGUUUGGUAGAUGGGGUUACCGAUUCUGCCAUGGCAGUUUCGGUGUGACAGCACACAAUUAUGAACGAGCAAUAGAGAUUCUCAGCUCUUUAGCACUUGAAAGGAUCCUCCAAGAUUUUAUUGACAUGGACGGGUGCGAAGAACUGAAACAGAUAAUCCGCUACUACAGAAAUUUGAGUGAAACAAAAUUGGUCACAAUUAAGGAUCUUCUCCGGUUUAUGCUAACUGUCAAGUCCAGUGUUCCUGGACAGAAGAAGUCAUUAAUGGGUCCUGCUGAAGUUUCAUCCUUCGUUGUAAAAUCUGCAACCAAGGCGACUCUCCAGGUCAAGCCCUCAAUGAAGGAAAAGUCUGCAAAGUGCAGGAAGUUCAGUACCAUUCUUGCUCACAUGGAUAGCAGAUGGCCUACAAGAAGACUAGAGUUUGCAGCAGAUGUGAUUGUGAAUGCAUUGCAAGAAAAGAAAGAGAGUGGUCAUGGUGGGAUGACCCGGCAAGAUGUGCGAGAUGCAGCUCGCUUACAUAUUGGAGAUACUGGCCUUUUGGAUUAUGUGCUGAAAUCAAUGAAUAAUGUGAUAGUUGGGAAUCACAUUGUGUGUCGUGCAGUGAACCCAGCAACUCGGAUUUUGGAGUAUACAGUUCAUGAUCUUGCAGAUGGGGUUAAGGUCUCGGAACCUGGGAAAGAGAUAGUUGCUCAGUCUUUUCAAUCAGCAACUCUAUUUCCUGGAGUUGAUGUAUACAAUGAUGUGCUUUAUCUAUAUGAGCACGUGCUGUUGGGAUACCCAGAAUCAGAGCUAGUGGAUUUGGCUACUCGAGCAGUAUUGGACGCCAAGCACUUCGUGAAGGAAUGUCCAUUUCGGGAUGAUGAAGAGCAGUGGUUGACAUUCUUUUGCCAACUCUUGCCCAGCUCGACUGAUAAGGAAAUCGAAUUCAAGAGGGGGAUGCCGCCUGGUGAAGUAGUAGUUAUGCCACUGCAUGCAACAAUUGGAGAGCUAAAGCGAGCAGCUGAGAGUGCACUGAGAGAUACUUAUUGUAUCACAGAACAGUUUGUGGUCAUGGGAAUCGAAGGCUUAGAAGAAAUGGAUGAUAUGGAAGUACUUUUUGGAGUAGCUGAAUCGGGAGCAGAAGUUGGUGUGAGAGGAAGCGGGAUAGAUUUAGACACGCCACUGAGGUAUGAAGGCGGAUCAGACACUUGGAUGGUGAGAUGUGAGUGCGGGGCUAGAGAUGAUGACGGGGAGAGGAUGGUGGCAUGUGACAUCUGCGAAGUGUGGCAACAUACACGCUGCUGUGGAAUUGAGGAUGCUGACACUGUUCCACCGCUGUUUGUGUGCUCUGCCUGUUGUGUUUCGCUGGUGCCUCCUAGAAUUGAACCCUGUCUCAGGUUCGACUGCUCUGAUGCUUUUUCCAUUUGCUGCAGACACUGAACAAGGACUGGGAUUGGGGUUGGGGUACUAAUGCAAAUGAUUUGUGCUGAUUACUAGCAGCCUAGGAAUGACAAUGCAUAAAGAUUUGCGAAUAUUCUUGUUCCUUCGAUAAUAGUAACUGUAAAUGUCAUACUGGAAUUCAGUCUUUCAGACA